CCAGGUAUCAGAUUCGGGUCAGUGUUUACGUUGCGCUCGGUUUGUGAGGUGUGGUGGGUGGAUACUUGUUUUUGUGAUUCUAAAUAAAAAAUAUCUUAGUGUUCUGUAAUAGAAAUUGUUUAUUUGCCAAUUUCAAGAGAUAUUUUAUAUUAAUUUCGAUUGAGUAACAGCGCAGCUCAAUAGCCUGCGUUUCCGUAUUAUGUACUGCAGAUUGGGAGCUUGAUAAUCUGACCAUCAAAGAAAAAGGAGAAAAAGCGGAUUACGGUCAUCAGCACCGCGCCCGAUAGAUAAUUGAAGAAAAGAAGACCCCAGCAGCAGCAGGUAAGAUGGAGAAUAAGCUAAAGGACCAAUCUGUUGCCGAGAAUUACUUUGCAAAUCUGAAUGAUUUGUCCAAGAAAAUAUCUCUCGAUAUAGCUGAAAUAAGAAGCACAUAUGAGCACAUCUGGGAUGAUUUGAGUCGUGAUGAACAAAUCGAGAUUAUCAAUGAAACGCUCAUUAAGCCGGAACUUACAUUGAAAUACUUCGAUAGUUUUUCUACCUCGUCGGAUUCGUUUAAAAAUAUCAUUGAAAGUGACGAAAACAGCGAUGAUAGGAAAGUUAACUUAUACGAUGGAAGAGCACUUCAAACAUUUCAAUAUCUCAAAACCGGACGGAAAGUGAUCCACGAUGAAUCAAUCGGAUUAUUCCGAGACGAACACUCAGCACCCUUUGCGCACAAAACUAAAAGUCAGAUAAAUCUAUCAAUUUUUCCCCUGGAAAAGGAUAAACCCAUCGAGAGAAGGCCGGACCUUACGAAGAAAAUAGAAAAAAUCAAAGCACCCAAAUCAAACAACCCUUCCUGUGUUAAACCAAAUACAACGAUAUCCAAUGAUGAAGCAUCUGUAUGCGAUAAUGAGAACAAUCUCAUUCAAGGAAUCAAAUCCAAUGGGGCCAACAACGACUUCCUAGCCAAUUUCAUAUGUGGUCAAACAGGCACAUCGACGGGAUUGGUGUCAGCAUCAAUGGGAAGUGACGAGAUGGAUGGACAGUCGUUGGAAAACAUCGGAUUCGACGAUGACAAAAUCAAUCUGUUCCGCAAUAGCUCCCGCAGUGACAGUCUUCAUCAGGCCCAGUCGUCUUCUGUCGAAGAGGAUGAUAAAAACUUUGAUGAAAUGAACAGCUUGCUCGGUACUAGCAAGGGCUUUGAUUUCCUCAACAAUUGGUAACUUCCAGGUUUUUCUUAGGUAUGUAACAAUAUGGUAUGUGUUGAUCUUCCUCAUUAUUCAUCUAGUCUCUCUAAAGAUCAUUUGCACUUAGCAAAAGUAUAUAUGUGGUGUCCUUAAAUUAAAUUAGUUACGUUCAUAAUAGCGGAAUGUGAAGUAAGAUGGCAAGAUGGAAGCAGAUAAUUAAUUCUGCUAAUGGCAUACUAUUCUCACCUGUUUUCAUGAACACGCUUUGUAGAUUUAAAUUUCAGCUAUUUGAGAAUAUAUUGUGUUGUGUUCAACAUUUACCUGCUACAUAUGUGGAACAGUGUUUUAAAUUGAGCUCAUCCAAGUUUCUGUUAAUAUAUUUUAUGCUGUCGUAGCUUCUCUUUUAUGGACAUAUUUGAGAAUUCUAACCCUGAUAAAAAAUAGCAUCAUAUUCUCGGAAAUAGCAGAGUAUACAAGGCAAAUAAUUCUUACUAUGUUGAGCUCGGGUUCAUUAAAAACUGAAUCAAAAUUACAUUUAUCUAAAAUUAAAUAGACAUCUGGCAUAACUAUAAUAAGAGUGGCAGAUUUCCACCUAAUUUUAGAGAAAUAUGUUAAAUGGAUAUACAUAUUUUUCAUGUUUCGUUUCUUACGUAACAACAAAAAAAUGUUAUAAACUACAUUGAAUAUUGACGUUGGGGUUUCCUUAUUAUGAAACACAACAAACGUAGAAGAAUACGUUUAUUUGAAAACGAAACCAUUAAAUAAAUAACCUGAAUGUCAUAAGAAUUAGCGGUUUUUUUUUCAUUGUUUGUUAGAGUGUAGCGAAAGCGUUUAUCUUUAAUUUGCUGAUAAACUGUUUGAAAAUAUGUACAGGGUAACUGCCACACCAUCUUUCUUCACACUCCGGUAAUAACAAAUCAUUUUCUUUGCAGUUUUAAUUCAAAACUUACCAAGGAAACAAAUAUUCAAAGUUUUUCUGUCUUCACUUUCGAAGACUAACUGAGCUAGAGACUGAUUUCUAAACCAAAAUAUUCAGCAUAAUAUCUUCAUCAAAUAUGAUACCUCAAAAACUAAUGCUCAUUCAUAGCAUCAAUCAUGCUCAUAGGAACAUCACAAACAGCCGUAACCAUGCGAAAACUUUCCUGAAGAAUCCAUCGCUCACUUCCUCUACCACCAUCUUGCGCGUAUAUGUUGAAGUUAAAUUCAUGGUCGAUGGUUAUUUCUUUAGUGUUACGCCUGUUUGUCUGGUGGAAAAUUAUACAUUAGGAUGACUUUUACGCGGUUUGUUUUGGUUAUAUCAGGCGGUAUUAAAAAUUAUGUGGAAAUUGAGAUACACCUACAAUCAAAUGUAACCGCGUAAAAGGCGACCCCAGUGUAAACAGUUAAGUUCAAAAUUCCAGAAAUACUCUCAACUAAUAUUGUUUUACAAUCCAACAGUAAAGACACUGUUUAGUAUA
Molecule: messenger RNA, 2626 nt
Organism: Armigeres subalbatus
Lineage: Eukaryota; Metazoa; Arthropoda; Insecta; Diptera; Culicidae
Exons: 3
Coding region: 327-1205 (292 amino acids)
Source: RefSeq, a predicted model, not a curated record